Messenger RNA from Sitodiplosis mosellana (orange wheat blossom midge), 5968 nucleotides. Its product is annotated as cytohesin-1-like. Gene Ontology annotation, biological process: regulation of ARF protein signal transduction. Gene Ontology annotation, molecular function: guanyl-nucleotide exchange factor activity. Bases 2079 to 4271 code for a protein of 730 amino acids. NCBI's taxonomy places the organism in Eukaryota, Metazoa, Arthropoda, Insecta, Diptera, Cecidomyiidae. The record is from RefSeq and is a predicted model, not a curated record. The transcript has 9 exons.
AUGCUUCGAUGUUUAUUUUUACUGACUGCUUGCUGCUGCUGUGUCCGCAUUCCGUAAAUUUUCUCAAUGGUUGUGCAGUCGUUUGUGAGCUUGUGGCGAAUACAGUCGCCACAGCGCGUUUUAUCUUCACCGUUUUCUUUUUCAAGUAGUCCUCAACUUAGAAUUUGUUGUCGUGCACACACAAUUUUCUAAUUCGCUUUAAUUACGGCAUCGAUAGCAAAUUUAUAUGCGAAGGAAAUAAUAAAUUGUGUACAAAACCCAGCAUAAGAACAAACGGUAAAUCGUUUGAAUCAAACUAGUUCGUGGCAUUAUAUUUAAGCAAAGAGUGUGAAUGAUAAGAAACAAGCAUCAAUUCAAGUCAGUGUGAUACUAAGUGCGAGGCAAAAAAGGCUAGAACAUAUUAAAAACGGAUUAUGGUUUUGAAGUGAAUGUUGAGUGCUUCUUAUCAUCCAGCCUGCCAAAUGCCGAACAUGUCUCGGAGGAGAUGAAACAAAAUCUCGCUUCUAAUUCGCAAUUAAAUUGUGUACGUACGAGAGCAAGCGAAUAAUAUGUGCUGAAUGUUAUUACUAUUGCUGGUGAUGUUGUUGUUGGCAUACAUAACAAAACGUCAGUCAGUCAAUCUUCGAGUGAGUUUCUAUAUACAAUGGUGAGAGAUAACCACAAAAACCCACGGAUGACAAAUAAGGAAAUAGAAGAUUCACGCGUCAUUUUUCGCCAGCGAAUCACUUGUUUUGUUUAUUGUUUGUCCCAUUGUUGUUCGUGUGUGUCGAGUCAUCAAGGCAAUUUCUGUUUGUUUUGUUGCUGCAACACCAACUGUACUGAACUGCAAAAAAUUUGAUGAUCCAACUAAUAAGAGACAUAUAAACUUUAAUUUGUGACGGUAUCACAAGACAGAGAAAAAAGUGUGUGAAGAAGUUUUUAAUUUUGUUCAUUUAUUGCACCCAAAGCACAUGAAUUUUAUUGUACUGAAUCACAUGAAGACAACAGAAAAAAAGUGAAGAAUAACAUACAACAACACGUUGAAUAGGGGAAAAAAUUAAGAGUAAAUUGUUUCGUAACACAAAUUCUAGUGUGACAAAGCGUGUGUUUUAGUUUCCAUAGAAAGUUUUUAUUUUGCUUGUGAUCAAUGUUAUGACCCGAAAAUCGCGACAUUAUAAAAAAAAUGUGAUAUGUGAAUGGAUUUUAUAGCGACGACGACAACAAACAAACACGAAUAUUUUCGUAGAAAUUAAAAACCUGAUUUUUUUUUCUAUUUCAUUCACGAAUGAAUUUACAUUUUCGACGGCAAAAGAAUUGCUCUUUGGUGUGUGGAUUAAUUUUCGGUGAAAUAAACAACACAAUAACCGAUUAACAAGAAUCGCUAAAACAUUCUUUUUUAUUCGACAAAUAAGCACACGAGUUAUUGAUGACGCAAGCGUUUGAAUUUUUGCACAGCAGUCGAUAACACGCACAUUGUAAAGCCCGGGAUUGAUUGAAUCACAUCAAGAGAGUGUCGAAGAAACGCCUUAGUCACCGUACGAGUCAAGUUUUAUUAAAUAGUCAACACCACCAAAGUAAUUAUUAGUAAUGUGAAAGAUAAACGUUGUGCACGUAUACGAAGCAGCGAAGCACAAGAGCACAACAAAGUAAAGUACGAGAGCACAGCAGCAACAAACACAGUGUAGUGAAACAUCGGCGACAACGACGACGAAACACGGCAAAGCAUGCAAAUGUUUAAACAGAACACGCAAUGACUAAUAAAUGACAAAUAUGAAAAAGGUUUAUGCAAGAGACAAACAACUCGCAUAUAAAUAUUCUCAUCAUCACAAACGACCGCAAUGAGCCAAACUGUAUGUGAAUGACGGCGAUAAAAUUGGAACAAUUUUAGUACACGAAGAACAAAUUCAAUUAAACGUGCAAUAAAACGACGGAGCUCAAUUUAAUUGGGUACAAUUUAUUAUUAUUAGGCAAAAACGAAGGAGAAAAUAAAAAUCAAAGAGAAAUUGUAGCCUGUGUAGAGAGGAAGUAAUUUGCAAGAGUCAUAACCGUUUCUUUCCGUGCGCGCGGAGCGAGAGCGAAACUCUCAAACACACAUUAUCAUGUCAACAUUACAAACGGAACGGAAACCAAGUGUUUCCACGUGGUUUUCAUCGUUACGACGACAACCCAAACCGAAAAAAGUCCUAGCAUCAAAGAAACAGUUGCAAAAAAGUUGUGUCGAUUUGUCAUCGAUACCAAACGAUGUGAAAUCGUUGCCAGCAUCUGUAACGAAUAGUCCAAAGUUGAAAAAUGGUUUCUUUCGUGAGAAUUAUUUUUGUUUGUCACCAUUGAAAUCAUUGGCAAAUGGCACAAAAUCGAAUUCACUCGAUUCGAGUGACACACCAAAAUCGCCACCAUCGAAUAAAUCGUCAAAAAUGCGCACAUACAGCACCACAAGCAGCCGAAGCAAUGGCAGCUCGAGUAGCUCGGGUACGGAUUCAAACAGAGGUCAAACUAUAACCAAAAUUACAAAAGUCACUAAAACGACUGUGAUCACAACCACGGCUGCCUCCGCCAUCACCCUAUCGCACGCAUCAAACAAUCGUCUUAAUCGCAUUGGCACCAUAUUCGACGAUGAAGGCCAAUUAAUCAGCAAUUUAGAUGUGUACAAAAAUUAUACGAACAGUUUUCGAAGUAAUAUCAUCAAAAAUGACAGCGCCAGUAGCUGUAGCAGUGGUAGUCAAAAGCAUAUAAAUAAUAACAGUGUAUCACAAUCGAAUAAUAACGGUGCACAAGUGAGAUUUGUCGAUGACAACGACGACAACGACAAAUAUGAGUUAACCAGCGAUAACAAUGACACAAAGACAAAAGGCAACACAGCGAUUAGUUACAUUAGCGUUAGUGGCGGCAGCGGCGGCGGUGGUGGUGAUGACGAUAGCGGUACAUCGUGUAAAAAAAGUGCCAGUAUCAAUAGCAUAACGAAUCGUCCGUUCAAAUCGAAUAGUUUGAAUUUAGACGAUGACAUUGAAUUUAUUGACACUUCAUCUAGUCUGAGCGAUAUCGGCGGCAGUGGUGGUAUUGAAAGUAAUUUUGGCUCACUUGAAAAUACGAGCAUGUACUAUAAUACAUUGCCCAAACUACCGAAAUCCUGUGCCACAUGCAAAACACAGCAACAACAACAAAAACAACAAGCCAAAUCGAAAUCCGACUGGAAUAUUAGCGUACAUAAAAAGCAAAUCAAGGAUGAGUUAUGUGAAGUGGUAGCUGAAAUGGAAACGCUAGACCUACAAGAAGACUGCAAACAUUCCAAUAAAGAUAAGCAAAUGUCAAUUGGUCGAAAGAAAUUCAAUAUGGAUCCCAAGAAAGGAAUCGAGUACUUGUGCGAAAACAAUUUGCUACAAAUGGAUGCACAAGAUGUUGCCCAUUUCUUGUACAAAGGCGAAGGUCUGAAUAAAACUGCCAUUGGCGAUUAUCUUGGCGAAAAAAAUGACUUCAACGAACAGGUUUUGAAGGCAUUUGUGGAAUUGCAUGAUUUCACCAAUCUCAUUUUAGUGCAGGCUUUAAGACAAUUUUUAUGGUCAUUUCGAUUGCCGGGCGAGGCACAGAAGAUCGAUCGCAUGAUGGAGUGUUUUGCGCAACGCUAUUGUCAAUUAAAUCCGGAUAUAUUCACAAAUACGGAUACGUGUUAUGUACUUAGUUUUGCCAUAAUCAUGUUGAAUACGUCAUUGCACAAUCCAUCGGUGAAGGAUAAACCGAGUGUGGAGCAGUUUAUCUCAAUGAAUCGUGGCAUAAACAAUGGCGGCGAUUUACCACGUGAAUUAUUGGUAUCACUGUACGAGUCAAUACGAACGGAACCAUUUAAAAUACCACAAGACGAUGGUAACGAUUUAAUGCAUACAUUCUUCAAUCCCGACAAAGAAGGUUGGCUGUGGAAACAAGGCGGCAGAUACAAAUCAUGGAAACGACGAUGGUUCAUUCUCAAUGAUAACUGUUUGUACUAUUUUGAGUACACGACAGAUAAGGAGCCGAGAGGCAUUAUUCCAUUAGAAAAUAUUUUGGUGCGAGAAAUUCAUGAUCGAAGUAAGCCACACUGUUUCGAGUUAUACGCUUGCGGUGGUGCGGAUAUCAUAAAAGCAUGCAAAACCGAUUCCGAAGGAAAGGUUGUCGAAGGCAAACAUUCCGUCUACCGAAUGUCAGCAGCAACGGAAGAGGACAAACAAGAAUGGAUAAAAUGCUUAACAUCGUCCAUUUCACAUAAUCCAUUUUACGAUAUUUUGGUACAGCGAAAGAAGAAAGCGCUCACCGUUAGCUAAUGCCCAGGGCGAUGUAACAUGACAACAAACUACGUGCAAAAUGAACAUAUCGAUUGGAUUUGCAGCAACGAUGAAAUGCUAAAUCCAAAAUGAAACCAAAACAAACGACAACUUCUCAUAUCAAAACCAGAUUUUAAGAAAAUGCAACCGAGAUUUUGUACGAUUUGCACACAAAGUGCGACAACACAACAAUGCUCGAAAAAAAAACAUCAUCAACGCAAAAUCCGUUCGAAAUACACACAUCAUAUUCAUUUUUAAUCGUUUUUAACAUGAAAACAAGCAACAAAAACACAAUGGAAAAACUUUUUAAUCUACACAGAGAGCGAAAGAGAAAAUAUCAUCAUCAGAACAUCAUCCAAAGUUGAACAAAACAAUUUGCAAACAUUUUAAAAAGUAUAUAGAUGUAUCGAAAGCGAGACAAGAGUUUUUAAUCAAAGUUUUUAAAUCACAAGCAUGUAAAUAAUUGAUUUUAGAGCAUACGUUAAAUUUAGAAUGUAUAUAUACGCAUACAGCAAGAACAAUUUUUUUUAUAUAUAAUCGAUUCGAGCAACAGAGAAGAAACAAAGUUUGGAAUAAAAUAUUACUAUGUAUAAGAAAGUCGAUAGUUGCAUUUUUAUCGCGCGAUUUAUUAAACCAUGUCAUACAACUUUUUUUUCUUCGUUUGUAAAUAUCGCCAUUUAUGAAUGAACAAUAUACAACUGUUGAGUUUAGCGAUUGAAAUGAAAGGAAAAAUUGAGAAUGAGUUUAUCUUCUUUUGAAGCGGAAAAACAGAUCAAAGAAGAAAAAGAAAGUGAAUGAGAAAAAAAAAAACCAUAGACAAAUAUGUUAACUUCCUUUUUUCAUGUGAUACACAACAAUUUCGAAAUAUCUAGGAGUUUUAGUUAGUUCGUUUUUUGCCACCCCAUUUUAAAACAAAUCACUUCCAAUAAUAAGAAGAAAAGAGCCAAUUCGAAUAAUGGAGAAUUUUUUUAUGAAAAAAAAAAUGAUGAACAAACAAAACUAAUUUAUUGAAAUCAUCCAUUUGAUUGACUGUUGAAUACAUGUAUUGUGCAUUUUUAAAUGCAUAGCUAUUAAGCGCUAAAACAUUUAUCCUGAUUUGCUAAUAAAUUUUAGUACGUAUUAUGUUUAAGUCAAAAAUAAUCGCUUCGUAAGGAAUUGAAUUUUGCGAACAAUGACAUGAGUUGAUUUUUAUGCUUGAUUCAUACGGCUUCGACAUGCAACAAAAAACGUACAUUUCAGUUGCUAUAAGCUACAUAUAUGCAAAACCACCAGAAAAAAAUGAGUAGCUCUACAUUUCAUGCGGGACUGAACACGAAUCAAUAAUGCUGAGCUUAUGAAAUGAGGAUUAAGGAGCUGUUGUGGAUGUUCCACCCACUUUUUUCCUUCCGUGCAAUCAAAACCGUUUCAACAAAAUCAGUUUCGCGCUUUUAUUUCGUAAACAGGUAUACACGAAAUGAAUGGAAUCUUUUAAAAUUGCGGCAUUGGCAAGCAGAAUAAACAAUAGAAAUCAUUUAUUAUAAUAGAAUUAUAUAAUGGAAAAACAAAGUGACAUAUAAUUACUGAUUUUAAGAACGAAAAAUGGAAUGUUUUCACAGAGAUAUCUUAAGAAAAUGCACAAUAAAAGGUCUCUGUUAAGUUUUGUUCUGGUUCUUUUUCAGCUCAAUGAAAAAAUAAAGAAAAAAAACUUUUGAAAAUGA